AAAAAGAGAAAGCAAACAUGGCAGAUAUUUAAAGGAAAACAGAUAUGGAUUUGAUGGGAGGAAUCCCACCCACGGGAUCAAGCUCCCACCAUUUCCUUUACCAUUUCCUUCAACAUUUCCCUAAAAGAACCUUCUGUUUCGAAGCUAACCUCUCAAGGAAGAACACCCAAAAAUGGAGCUCCUUUGAAUCCUACUCAGUCACACUUCUGGAAGGCUCAGGAAUUCCUUCUUUUAACCGUCGCUCUUCCUCCUUCAAAACUUCUCUUCUUCAGAUUUUUUGAACCCCUCUUUUCCUAUUCCUAAAAGGUUAAAUGCUAAAUUUGGUCCCUCAACUUUAGUGAGUUGCAUAUUUUUGGUUCUUCAAUAAUUUUUUGUACUUUUUUGAUCCCUUAACUUUAAGAAAUGCACACCGUUAGU
Molecule: messenger RNA, 417 nt
Organism: Rubroshorea leprosula
Lineage: Eukaryota; Viridiplantae; Streptophyta; Magnoliopsida; Malvales; Dipterocarpaceae
Source: the annotation of a GenBank genome assembly